Molecule: messenger RNA, 1103 nt
Organism: Ipomoea nil (Japanese morning glory)
Lineage: Eukaryota; Viridiplantae; Streptophyta; Magnoliopsida; Solanales; Convolvulaceae
Product: tropinone reductase homolog
Exons: 5
Coding region: 115-906 (263 amino acids)
Molecular function (GO): oxidoreductase activity
Source: RefSeq, a predicted model, not a curated record
GUGGGUAUGGACUAAACAUGGGAAAAUCAUAAUAUAACCAGCCAGCAGGUUGUGUGUUAAGCUACAAGUAAUCUAAGCUUUGUUGUUUGGUUCUUCAUUAACAAUUAUCAAGAAAUGAGCAGAGGAGAAGGAAAGUGGUCUCUUCAGGGCAUGACUGCCCUCGUCACUGGUGGAACCAGAGGCAUUGGUUAUGCAAUCAUAGAAGAGCUAGCAGGAUUUGGAGCGGAGGUGUAUACUUGUGCCCGGAAUCAAAACGACGUUAAGGAAUGCGUGGAAAGAUGGAGGGAGAAAGGCCUCAAAGUCGCCGGAUCUGCCUGCGACGUAUCCUCACGGCCGCAGAGGGAGGAGUUAAUGGAAAAAGUGGCCAAUCACUUCAAUGGAAAACUCAACAUCUUGGUGAAUAAUGCUGGGACAUUAGUGCCUAAGGACGCAACAGAGUUCACAGCAGAAGAUUACACAAUUGUAAUGGGAACCAACUUUGAAGCUUCAUUCCACUUUUGUCAAUUGGCAUAUCCAUAUCUCAAAGCUUCAGAAAUGGGAAGCAUAGUUUUCAACUCCUCUGCAGCUGGAAUCAUGCCUGUCAUUAAAUCUACUCUCUAUUCCGCAUCCAAAGGAGCAAUAAAUCAAGUGACAAAAAACUUGGCGUGUGAGUGGGCCAAAGACAACAUCCGUGUUAACUCGGUUGCACCUUGGAUCAUCCGAACCAAGCUCGUCAAUGACGCCGAGAUUUAUGCUGAAGGGUCGGAAGAAAUCGAGCGCAUGAUCCGUCGGACUCCGAUAAGCCGGCCAGGAGAGGUCGGAGAAGUAUCGUCACUGGUGGCAUUCCUUUGCUUGCCGGCUGCAUCAUAUAUCACCGGACAAACUAUCUGCGUAGAUGGUGGAUAUACCAUUACUGGUUUUCCCUAAAAUAAACUUUUAUUUUUUGGUUUGUAUGUUAUAAUAUAAUAAAUCUCUUUAUAUUUUUUACGCUUAAAGUAGUGUCAUGUUAAAAGUUAAAUAUCAAGAGACAAGUUUAAGAUUGGAAUUGAAUAAUGUAUGUAGCAUUACCGUGUGUUAAUUGUUUUAUGGAUGUCGUUUCAAAUUUGAAUAAUUAUUAUGUUUGU